Messenger RNA from Candidozyma pseudohaemuli, 2733 nucleotides. RefSeq lists its product as uncharacterized. The record is from RefSeq and is a predicted model, not a curated record. The transcript has a single exon. NCBI's taxonomy places the organism in Eukaryota, Fungi, Ascomycota, Pichiomycetes, Serinales, Metschnikowiaceae. Gene Ontology annotation, molecular function: protein binding. Bases 1 to 2733 code for a protein of 910 amino acids.
AUGAUUUUAAGGCGGUUUUUGUCCCGAGCCGCACAGGAGGCGCCGUCCAGGCCGUCUUUUUCGCAUAUAAAGGCGAAGCUCCAGCGCUUUGUGGAAAACGGCGAGAUUCAGCCGCUUCUGCCUGCUCAGGCUGCUGCUCAUAUUCAACAUAAGAACCGCCGGGUGGCGCUCAAUGCGGCGAAAAACCUGCUCAGUGCGCAGAAAGCGCUUCUUUUGAUAAGGUCGAAGUUCGACGCGGCGCUUCUCCGACGGGGCCUGCGUUCCCAGCCGGUGGAUUUGGAAAAACUCCGUCCUAGUGAUCUUGAGGUCACUCUGGAGAAGCUGCUUGCGGUGUUCGAGAACCUCAUGGAGAUGAAACGCAUCAGCAAGAAGAAGAUCCCGCCGAAACUCAUGCUUUUCUUGUGUGGCGUGGCACCCGAGGCGCUUCUAGAUCCGUUCAAAGUCACCGAAGCUGUGCUCAAGCUUCUAGAAGCCGAUAGAUCCACCGUCAGGGCCAUGGAGCUCUGCCACAUGGCACGUGGGAACGCCGUGGUGGCGCUGAACGCGUGUAUCCAGUGGUGCUUCGAACACGGCAAGGUGCAAAUGGGCAUGAAAGCGUUGCACGAUCGCAAAAAAUGGAUGAUACCGACCAACGAACAAACAUACGUCUUGUACUUUGACGGCUUGGCGCGGCACUUUGGCUGGGGCGGCGUGACCAAGACCAUGGCUGACGAUUUGUUUGGUCAGUUCCAGAGAGUCAAGAGACCUACGGUGAGUGUGUUCAAUGCCUGUUUGCUGGUUCUCAUGAAAAGCUUCUCCCACAACCAGCAGUACGCCAUGGAGCUUUUUGAGCUUGCCGAGGAGGCCAAGUCGUUCAGGCCGGACUGCCAGACGUUUACGAUUUUCCUUAACGGACGCAAGCACUUUAUUCAAGAGCAGGUUUCUCAGGUCAAGACAGCUUCCAACAUUUCUGCUGCAGAGCGUACCAGGAAGCUUUUUGCGCUUCAGGCGGAGCUCGUGGAGACGGCCGAAAACGUAUACAGAAAAGUCAUGGAACUGGCCAUUCCUCCAGUGCCUCCUACCAAGGCUGAAGCGGAGGCUGAUCCUGAGGUGCUUAAAAAGUACAGGGAGGAUAUCCAGGGCAUUCUCAUGGACAUUGAUCCCGUUUUUGCCUCCACCUUCGUACUGUGCUACGUUAACAAUUUUGCAGGCACCUCGGUGACGCCCAAUUCGGGAUCCCAUUAUCAGUACAUGCUCCAGGGUCUUGAGUACCUCCGGUUGUGGUGCCCCGAGGUGGAGCUGAUGUUGCAUUUUGCCAAGGAGAACGACGAGACCAGGGUGCUUGAGCCUUCGGCUGACGUUAAAAGACGGACAGACGAGAGAAUCGAGGAGGCUGCUGUGGAAAAUAAAGAUCUUCCAGAAACCCACGUCAAGCCGCUUGUCAAGGAGGAAGUGAACCCCUUGGUGGUUUUCCCGCCUCCGUUAUUCUCUACAAACAAGACCAGGGCCAUUUUCUCCGAUAAAAAGAAGCGUUUGGUGGACUUUUCUCGUCCUCGGUUUGCUGAUGUGAAGAGACUCGCUCAGCACCAGACGUACGUUUCUUCCCAGGGCAAAUUCGGUAAGAAACUCCCCCUGCUGGUCCACAUAUCGUUGGAAAAGGGUUUGGGCAUCAACAACUUCUUGUUGGGACACGCCACGGACUCUCUUUUGAAGAUUGGUGCUGUGAAGGAGUUCUACUUGGCCAUGUGGUACGCCUUGACGAAAUGGGGCGGUCUCUACGUCAGCCGUACCGACUUGAAAAAGGCCGUUUCUGACGGUUUGAGCUGUGGAGCGUUGCCUAGGUCUCAGUAUCCCGACUUGACAAGAGUGAAGAACGAAAAAGGCAAGUUUGACAUCAAGGAGUGUCUUGUGGGAGAUGAGGCCCCUACUAAGGACGAGGGCGAAUUUACAAAGCUUUCAAAGAACGAGAAGCAGGACUUGACGGCGCCCCAUGAAUGCACCGUCAUUGACCCUAUGCUCGUGGAAAACUUUAUCUACAAAAUCGAGGAGAACUUUCCCAAACGGUAUGUUCCCGUGAAGUUCAUCACUGAGCUUCUUGCGGCCAUAGUGUCUCCAGCGUCCAACAUCGGCAAAUCCCUCAAACCGAGGGACAAGACAUUCGAUGUGGUUUUUUCUAUCCUCAAAAGAGACAUCUACCACUACAACGAGAAGAAUCUCCACAAAGGUCUUGUGGCCAACCGCAAGAAAAAGCUUGCCAAUAACACCCCCAAAAAGAGUCUCACAAUGGAGCAGCUCAACGACUUGCUUGAUCCUUUGGCAGUGCUCAUGAAGUGUAUCAUGGUGGCCGAAUCAAGAACUUACGGUUUGGGCAAAAACAGACAGGCGCUCAUGCUGAACAGUUUUGUGGAUUCCUACAACUCGCUCGUCCAGCAUAUCACCAGCACCACCUGGACAGAUGCACCUGAAACCCACGACAAUGCGUUGGAGGUGCACAAGAAGAUUCUCGGAUCGGGUAUUUUGUUCUAUACACCUAGGGAGAUAUUCGAUCCUCGGAGAAACAUCGCCAAUGCCACGGUGGUGGGCAACUCCGUGCGUUUUGUGUACGGAAAGUUGAAGGACAGAGAGGACCUUGACGAGAAGCUGAAGCGGUUGAUGUUGGCGCUCAAGUCGUUUAUUCAGUUGGAGUCGAAGCUGGUCGAUGUGGAGCACAAACUCAAGGCUCUCCAGUGGAGGGUCUACAAUGCCUGUAAAUAG